AUUAUCCUCCACCAUCUAAAUAUCAAACACCCAACUCCCCUCCCAAUCCACUCUCUCUCUCUCUCUCUCCCUCUAAUUUCAAUUUGUCCCCGCCUCGCGACUCGCGUGCGACCUUCUUCACUCCGUGGCUUUCUCUCGUUCUCUCGCUCUCUCAGGUCUAAGCUUGCUUGCUUUCGCUAUCGUUCCCAAAUCUCCACAAGAGCAACAAUGAAGUUAUUAGCUAGAAAAGCCACGUGCAACUCACACGGCCAAGAUUCUUCUUACUUCCUAGGGUGGCAGGAAUACGAGAAGAAUCCAUACCAUGAAUAUCAGAAUCCAACUGGAAUUAUUCAGAUGGGCCUUGCCGAGAAUCAGCUUUCUUUCGACCUUCUCGAAUCUUGGCUCGCCAAAAAUCCUGACACCACUAGUUUCAAGAGAAAUGGAGAAUCCAUAUUCAGAGAACUCGCCCUCUUCCAAGAUUAUCAUGGCCUCCCCGCUUUCAAACACGCAUUGGUGGAAUUCAUGGGAGAACUAAGAGGAAAUAGAGUAAGCUUUGAUCCCAGCAAGCUGGUCCUUACAGCCGGUGCAACUUCGGCUAACGAAACUCUCAUCUUUUGCCUUGCCGAACCAGGCGAAGCUUUCCUCCUUCCUACUCCAUACUACCCAGGGUUCGAUAGAGAUCUCAAAUGGCGAACUGGGGUUGAGAUCGUUCCCAUACAUUGCAACAGCUCCAAUGGCUUCCGAAUUACUCAAUCUGCUCUAGACGAAGCUUACCAACAAGCCCAGAAACAAAACCUGAAGGUUAAAGGGGUUCUGAUCACCAACCCUUCGAAUCCAUUGGGCACGACCAUCAGCCGAGACGAGUUCGACCACCUCAUCAACUUUAUUGCUUCCAAAGGAAUCCACUUAAUAAGUGAUGAAAUCUAUUCCGGGACAGUCUUUGACUCCCCGGGUUUCGUAAGCGUCGCAGAGGUUCUGAUGGACAGAAACCUUCAGGAAACAGACGUUUGGGAACGAGUUCAUAUCGUCUAUAGUCUGUCCAAGGAUCUUGGUCUUCCUGGAUUUCGAGUGGGUGCCAUUUACUCUAAUGACGUCACUGUGGUUGCAGCGGCAACCAAAAUGUCAAGUUUUGGACUUGUCUCUUCUCAAACUCAGUAUCUUCUUUCGGCCAUGCUCUCUGAUAAGAAGUUUUCAAGAAAUUAUAUCAUAGAAAAUCAGAGGAGGCUUAAGAAACGGCACGGCAUGCUCGUCUCCGGCCUUCUGAAUGCCGGUAUCAGAUGCUUGAAGAGUAACGCCGGUUUGUUUUGUUGGGUAGACAUGAGACACCUCUUAAGCUCUAACACUUUCGAAGCAGAGAUGGAGUUGUGGAAGAAAAUUCUUUACGAAGUCCGGUUAAACAUCUCUCCGGGGUCUUCCUGCCAUUGCACCGAACCAGGGUGGUUUCGCGUUUGCUUUGCCAACAUGUCUGAAGAUACCCUAAACCUCUCCAUGCAACGAAUUAAGGCCUUUGUCGACUCCACCGCGGCCACCACCUCCAACGAUAGUGAUACUCCGUCCCAGCGUCAACUAGUUAGAAACUCGAGAAGAGGGUCAUUGACCAAGUGGGUUUUUCGACUAUCGUCUUAUGAACGCAAAGCCGAGCGUUAAUUCGAGUCUGACUCUGCCGGAACAAAUCUUUUUUUUUUUUUUUAUUCAG
This is a messenger RNA of Nelumbo nucifera (sacred lotus), 1675 nucleotides long. RefSeq names its product 1-aminocyclopropane-1-carboxylate synthase 3-like. NCBI's taxonomy places the organism in Eukaryota, Viridiplantae, Streptophyta, Magnoliopsida, Proteales, Nelumbonaceae. Gene Ontology annotation, molecular function: pyridoxal phosphate binding; transaminase activity. Gene Ontology annotation, biological process: biosynthetic process; amino acid metabolic process. The record is from RefSeq and is a predicted model, not a curated record.